This is a messenger RNA of Triplophysa dalaica, 1455 nucleotides long. RefSeq lists its product as uncharacterized. The record is from RefSeq and is a predicted model, not a curated record. The transcript has 6 exons. Gene Ontology annotation, biological process: proteolysis. Gene Ontology annotation, molecular function: serine-type endopeptidase activity. The coding region runs from base 14 to 970 and encodes 318 amino acids. NCBI's taxonomy places the organism in Eukaryota, Metazoa, Chordata, Actinopteri, Cypriniformes, Nemacheilidae.
ACACAGUUACUGUAUGAUCAUGGCGGUAAGGAGUAAAUUUUUUCUGCUACUGUUAAUACAGCUGGGCCUGGCGCUGGACAAGGCCUCCAUUCACGCAUUCAACCCCAGUCGCCUUCAACAGCACAAAGUCCUUCAUCUUGACUGGCCGAAAGACUGUGGCCAGUCUCAUUUCAAGUCAAACACAGUCGAGCGUAUCGUGUCCGGCAAUGAGGCCAGACCUCACUCCUGGCCAUGGCAAGUUUCACUGCAGGUCCGUCCCAGGGGAAGUAAACAUUACGUCCAUGUGUGCGGAGGGACCCUGAUCCACAAGAACUGGGUUCUUACUGCAGCACACUGCUUUCAAAAGGGAAAAGCAGAGGACGCUAACAGCUGGCGUAUUGUUUUGGGUAAGCACCAGUUGAAGAGAUCAGAGUCGGCUGAGCGAAUUUUCCCUGUGAAGAGGAUCUACAGACACGAGCACUUCCGUUAUCCGGCUAACAGUGAGCUGGAUUAUGACAUCGCAUUGGUCAAAGCUGCCAAGGAUAUCCAGACCACUGACUUCAUCCGCUACGCCUGCCUGCCGCGCAAGCAGACCAACCUCAAACCAGGACACUACUGCUGGGUAACUGGCUGGGGAGACACACGAGGUGGAAAAGAAAAUGUGUCACUAGCUGAGGCACUGAAUCAAGCUCGACUCCCCAUCAUCGACUACAAGACCUGCAAACAGAAGAAAUUCUGGGGUGACCGUGUGAGAGACUCCAUGAUCUGUGCCGGCUUCCGGGAUACAGAAGGCACUCCAGCCGCCUGCCAGGGUGAUUCUGGUGGUCCUCUGAUGUGUCAGGUGGGAAGAGACCACUGGGAAGUCCACGGCGUUGUAAGCUUCGGCCCCAUCGGCUGCACGGUGGAGAACAAGCCCAGUGUCUUCACACGCACCGCGGCAUACGUCCCAUGGAUAGAGGCCACACGCAUCAGGGACUUCUUCAUGCACUGAUUCGUCACCUCCCAGAAUUCCCUGCCCACAACUGCACGAGAAUACGUGAUAACAGCUUUAGUGGCAUGUCCCGGUCUGGAUCCGGUCAUACUGCUGUGGAUGUGCCCUGGCAGCCACCAAAGUUAGGGUAGUUUCACUGCUUUGCAAGUUGUGCAUGAGAGAUUCUUCUGGGCAUCUCUGUAGUAUAUCAACUGCUUUUCGCUAAAUCACACAAUCACAUUGUGUUCAGCAAAGCACAAAUUCUGGGUAUUGUGAGUGACACUCCUCAGCAAUUUUUUCUGUAAGGACUGGCAUGAACAUUGUUUAGUCCAUAAGGUGCUUUGAUGGUCAGCAUCAGGUAUAGGAAAUAGCUCAUACUGUAUGUUACAACAGCUAUUCUUUUCACUGAACAGAAAGAUGUGUGCAAAUAAUUUCUAAUGGAUCCCCCAUUUAAAUUCUAAAAAAAUAUAUCUUGGGAAAAUAAAAAAUACUUUGUAUUUAAUGAA